Molecule: messenger RNA, 249 nt
Organism: Hansenula anomala
Lineage: Eukaryota; Fungi; Ascomycota; Saccharomycetes; Phaffomycetales; Wickerhamomycetaceae
Exons: 4
Coding region: 1-249 (82 amino acids)
Source: RefSeq, a predicted model, not a curated record
AUGGGAGGACAUGGACAUGGCCCUGGGCCUUUGAAAAUAGAUAAUGCAUUCGAGCAAUACAACAAAUUUUAUGGAACUGCACAAUAUCGUUUCAAAUUCACAGCUAAAAAUAUACCUUCUGUGUUAUUAUUGGGUCUUGUUGUUCCUGUUGGACUUUGUUAUUUGGGUUAUCAAUCACAGGGUUGGGUUGAAAGACAACCAAAAAGAAGAACCACCCAGAUUCAUGAAAGAGAUUUUAAACUCGAAUGA